Brenthis ino (lesser marbled fritillary) is the source of this 198-nucleotide messenger RNA. The record is from the annotation of a GenBank genome assembly. Lineage: Eukaryota; Metazoa; Arthropoda; Insecta; Lepidoptera; Nymphalidae.
AUGAAUCGUAACGAAACUAACUCGCGUAUCGCGCGCGGCUCGAUUAGAGUAAACACGUAUGAUGCGCUCGACGAUCGGCGCUGGAGUGCGGCGCGGGGCGAGCGUCGCACGCGCAGCUGUCGUCCCCUCCCCCCUCUCUCCGCCCCUCCCCGCACACCCCCCUCGCCCGGGCCCUUUAUCGUUCUGGGAAGUGGUUCC